AACAACUUGAUGGAAAGCACGUCACAGUUAGUGCCCUCCCACAAGAUAUACGACGCCGAUUCUUCUACUCACUCUAUUCUCUAUACAUAUGUACAACACAAUGCAAUCCAAUUCAUUCAUUCAUUCCAACCACACAAGGUUAAGCAAAAACAUAAAUAAUGGGAGCGCACAUUCUCUUCACAGCCGCAGCAGCACUGCUACUCCUGGCCGGCUCCGCCACGGAGUGCGACAUCUUCCACGUCACCGGAAGCGUGCUCUGCCAGGAGUGCGGCGAGGGGUGGAAUGAAUGGGUCAAUGGCGCCAACCCUAUCCAAGGGUCCAAAGUGUCGGUCACGUGCUUGGACGAGAGGAGCAGGGUGGUGCAAUAUGCCAGUGACUUAACUGACGAAGCCGGAAACUUCGACAUCGCUUGUAAUAAAUACGUAAAUGGAAAGAAGUUGAACCCGCAAAACUGCUACGUGAGGCUUGUGUCGUCGCCGGACCCCAUCUGCAAUGUGGCAACCAACUUCGCCGGUGGCAAGACCGGGGUCAAGCUGCACCGCCCCAGUGUUGUGUAUAGGGACAUUCUUAAAUACGCGCUUGGCUCGUUCUACUACACGACUCCCAUGUGCGAUGACCCCGAUACAAAUGAUCAAGACGAUUCUGAACAGAACAACUACUAGAUCUUUUUCCUAUUUUAACCAUCUUAUUAUGCUUUACUAAUGUAUUUAAUCAUGUUUUUUCUUUUCAAAUCAUGAUCUUCUUCUCAUACUACUAAUAAUCUUAUUCUAAAUAACAAAGCCUAAGAGACAAGUCCAAUUCGGCAGAUUACAGAAAGCAAGGAAAACAAAAUGGCAUACCUUUUAAUAAGUAAGCUUCAUAUCUCAGCAGUAGCAUGCUACGAACACUAACUUACUACACACAAAAUAGAGUGGAGCAUGAGAAUCCAUAUGCUCAUUUAUAAGCACAACAAGUGAAAAGUAAAGAUCUGCCACUUUCAAGAACAGGAGGGACUAAUAAAACUCAAGGAAAUCAGAAACAGAAAUAGAUAGGCUCUAAAACUAACUACCUAUUGAAGAGAUUUCAGAAGAAAACAUCACAUGAUUAAAUGCAAAAUAGCAAACAGUAUUAUAAUUUUCAAGGUGAUAGCAACAUACACAGAGUAAAAUUCUAAGCACGAGAUGUGAUGCUUCAAUUGUAAAAAAUACUACCUUGCGAUUGCCAGCGUUCUAUACUCUAGCUAAUUAAAUGAAAAUUUGAGCAGCAUAGUUAAAUACAUAUAGAAUUUGGCAUUAGAAAAAA
Molecule: messenger RNA, 1281 nt
Organism: Salvia splendens (bonfire salvia)
Lineage: Eukaryota; Viridiplantae; Streptophyta; Magnoliopsida; Lamiales; Lamiaceae
Product: pistil-specific extensin-like protein
Exons: 2
Coding region: 159-662 (167 amino acids)
Cellular component (GO): cell periphery
Source: RefSeq, a predicted model, not a curated record